UCUUCGGCGCUUGUAAUAUUAUACGCUGGUCGCAAGUAUUACGCCGACGUUCUGUGUGUCCACUGUCUAGCACGGAUUUGGUCUGUUUUAUUUCCUUCCCUCGCGGACUAUUUCAGUAGGAUAUUUUUUACUGAUUUAUUAAAUUUUUUUUUUUUUGUGUGUGUGUUUCAAUCGACGUUUGUCAUUAUAACGCGCACACAACAUCGUACAUACCCGCUAAAAGCCACGAUCACGAAACAUCUGUUGUGUUUACUAUACAUACGAUUUCUGUGUGAACUACCGAUCAAAACAGGAUGCUGCUUCUUACGGCUUUAGUCGUUUGCGCUACAACCCUCGGUUGCAUAGUGAUGAUCCAAGCCAGUGGCAGCCAAAAGCCGAUUCGACAAGACCAGAUACCGCCACUUCAAACCGCUCCUGUUUGGUUAAACGCCUGCAAAAAGAAAGACCCGAAUUUGGAUGAAUGUAUUCGUAUGACUUUUCAGAACAUGUUUCCUUACUUGGCAAAAGGAAUACCGGAAAUUGGAACCAGGCCGUUCGAACCAAUGGAUAUAGAAAAAGUGUCUUUAACUAAAGGCCAAGGUGCAAUAACAUUAUCCGGAGCAUUUACAAAUCUUGUUGUCCACGGACCAAGUAAUACGACUGCUUUGUACACCAAGAUGGACUUGGUUAAAAAUCGUCUAGACAUUGGCCUAUUCAUACCAACAAUCAAAGUAGAAUCGAAAUACGAUCUGAAAGGAAAUUUAUUAUUAUUACCACUGGUGGGUGUAGGCGAUGCUAAACUAUAUCUGAAGAAUGUAACCACGCAUGUACAGACAAACAUCUACUUCCCCAUGUAUAUGAAUGAGACUGUAAUGGUGGCUAGCAGUAUGAAAGUUGACUUUAACUUGGCUGCAAUGCGUGCCAACUUUGACAAUUUGUUCAACGGCAACAAAGUAUUGGGACGAACUGUCAACACAUUUUUGAACCAAAACGCGUUGGAAGUGGUAGAUGGUCUGAAGGAAAAUAUUGGUGAAAACCUAUCGACCAUAUUCAAACAGAUUAUGAACGAUGCAUUUAGCCACAUGCCAACAAAACUAUGGCUACAAGACGAUUAGUUGACUUAUGUAACUAUAUUAUUAUGUGAGCAUUGUUGUACAUAUAGCCUAUUUCGAAUUAUUUUAACGUAUAUAUCUAUAUAAUUAUUAUAUUCGUGGUACAU
Messenger RNA from Diuraphis noxia (Russian wheat aphid), 1198 nucleotides. Its product is annotated as protein takeout-like. Lineage: Eukaryota; Metazoa; Arthropoda; Insecta; Hemiptera; Aphididae. The record is from RefSeq and is a predicted model, not a curated record. Gene Ontology annotation, biological process: multicellular organismal reproductive process.